This is a messenger RNA of Echinococcus granulosus, 1071 nucleotides long. Its product is annotated as Translation initiation factor eIF-2B subunit alpha. Lineage: Eukaryota; Metazoa; Platyhelminthes; Cestoda; Cyclophyllidea; Taeniidae. The transcript is spliced from 2 exons. The record is from RefSeq and is a predicted model, not a curated record. Gene Ontology annotation, biological process: translational initiation. The coding region runs from base 1 to 1071 and encodes 356 amino acids. Gene Ontology annotation, cellular component: eukaryotic translation initiation factor 2B complex. Gene Ontology annotation, molecular function: guanyl-nucleotide exchange factor activity; translation initiation factor activity.
AUGGCUGUUGGCGAUAUGGUUGAGGGACCCUUUGCUUUGCCCACCGAUGGGCUUGAUUACGAGCCGACACUGGAUAUUGGGAAGAUAUUUGUGGAACGCUGUAAUAGUGAGCAAAACAAGUCAGAGGCUAUCGUUGCAAUCGAGAUCCUCAUCAUGCUUAUGAAAAGUAGCAGUAUCCGUACUGUACAAGGUCUCGAUGAUAUGGUUAACGAUGCUGUAAGGCAAAUGCGUCAAACCGACAGAACCAACUGUUCAGUUAAAUCUGCUUGUGAUAUAUUUCAGCGUUUCAUUACGCUCGCAGUUCUGGACAAUUCCGGCGACUUUGGUGAAGUCAAGAAGGUUCUUCUAGAUCGCGCUUACCUCUUCUUGGACAAGAUUAAUGGAUACAGGGAUAUAAUAGCUAGAAAUACCAGUUUCCUCAUUCGGAACAAUUUUCAUAUCUUGACCCAUGCGAAGUCGCGAGCUGUUAUUGAGGCUCUUUCAUACAUUGUCAAUAAUGAAACCAAUCGCCGCACUCUACAUUGUUAUGUUACGCAAUGUAUGCCAAGCGCAUCGGGUUGUCGUAUGGUUCAAGAGCUACGAAAGCGGGGUGUCUCCAGUUCCAGUGUCCCCGACACUGCUGUGGCUUAUCUAAUGCCUCAAAUCGACGCCGUCCUCCUUGGGGCCGAGGCCGUUGUUGAAAGUGGUGGUGUUUUGAACGCCCUUGGCUCCUGCUCAAUCUCUAUGAUUGCUCAUAGUAUGGGGAAACCUGUCUAUGUUCUGGUUGAGUCCUUCAAAUUCCUCCGUGUUUACCCCUUGGACCAACGUUCCAUACCCGAUGAGUUGAAAUGGCCUCCUUCACAACUGGCAAAGGUUCUUGAAAGUAAAAAACCGCAAAAACCCAAACUUGUGCUGAAUGAUCCACGUUAUGAUCCGUGGCUUGAGGUUGCAAGAUAUCGGGACAAGAGGGUAGAGAAAUACAUGCCAUUGAUUGACUACACUAACCCUAUUUAUAUUACAUCUCUGGUCACUGAUUUGGGGAUCUUUACGCCUUCCGCUGUUAGUGAUGAACUGAUCAAAUUGUACCUUUAG